UAGGUAGCAGGCUGCCCGGUUUGUGCCAAGAACUGCAACGAUGCUGGGUUUUUCACAAUCAACAGUUUCCCGCGUGUAUUAACAAUGGCGUAUUAACGUCCAGUCAACUUGACACAACUGUUGGAAGCAUUGGAGACAACAUGGGCCAGCAUCCCUGUGGAACGCUUUCGACACCUUGUAGAGUCCAUGUCCCGACGAGGCUGUUCUGAGGGCAAAAAGGGGGGUGCAACUCAUUAUUAGGAAGGUGUUCCUAAUGAUUUGUAGCCGCGGGCGUGGUUAUUAUCACCGUGAAAGAACGCGCGGACAGGACCAACCUCUAAUGACAUCACUCACUUCUCUCCUCCCGCUGAUCGACUUGUAGUUUCAGCAGGUUUCUGGUUACCGGCUGCGGACAGGCAAUAUCUCACACCAUUCAUUCUCAGGCACCGACACACCAGAGAGACGUUACCCGGGCAGAGUGAGCCUUUAGCGACAUGAUGGCAGAGGAGAGCCGGGGGAAACGACGGAAACAAGCGAACCCGAGAAGGAAUCAAGUGGACAUCGAAUGGGUCAGUUCUCUGGGCUCGGAGGGGGAGGAUGGUGAUGAGGUGGGUCUGUGGAGCCCGGAACCCCAGGACUACCAGGGCAGCCUGGACAAGACCAGUCUGACCCCCAGCGAGGGUGAGGGAGACGGGGAAGGGACCGAGCCAGGAGGUACCCCCAGCCCCAGGGGCCAGUCAACCCAGCCCCAAAGCCCCAUCCCCAGGGAGGGCCACUGGACAGAGAGGGAAGAGGAGGUACCUGAGAUAACUAUGGACAGGAAGCAGAAAUCUCUCAUGACCUACACAGGUCAGAGGUCAGACAGCAGGGCCUUGGAGGACUUGGCCCACUAUGACUUCCUGGUUCAGUUGAGAAAGGCAUCCUCCCACCAACCUGCCUCACACCACUACCAGCACCACAACCACCUGCCCCCCAACGGCAGAAGCCCUGCCCCAGCCAUGUACCACACUGGCAGUCUGCGCCUCCAUGAUGACCUCCCUCCCGUCUGGUCUGUUGGGGCUCGGCGCUCAUCUGAGAGACCAGACGGCGUCCCUUUAAAUCUACAGGCUUGCCCGUUCUGCCAGCAUACCUUCCACCGCGGAGGGUCCCUACGCGAGCACAUCAGGUUUUGCCACGAGCGGGACGGGGGACACUAUAGAGCUCAGAUGGAACGACACAUGGGACUGCACAGUCAGUACAUUGACCAUGGUGCGGAGAGCAGGAAGUUCAAGUGUUUUCAGUGCGGGAAAUCCUUCAAGUACAAACACCACCUCAAAGAGCACCUCCGCAUCCACAGUGGUGAGAAACCGUAUGAAUGUUCCAACUGCAAGAAGCGCUUCUCUCACUCUGGCUCCUACAGCUCACACCUCAGCAGUAAGAAGUGCUUGACAGGGGGAGGAGGAGGAGGAGGAGGAGGACGUAGAGGUGGAGGGGAGAGCUAUAACAACAGACAUAGCCAGGGGACCUACCAGUCCUCUCCUGCAUCACCCUCAGCAGGAAGCAGUAGGAACAGCAGUGGAAAGGGCUCUCCCUACCUUCCUCACACCCAGAAGCGUCAGUCACCAAUGGGCUUAGGGAGGGAGCUGUACCCCCCUGGGGACCAGAGCAGGGGGGUCCUCCAGGGCCGGGAUCUAGGCAGGCUGUGGGACCCCCCAGCGGAGUUCUCCCUCCGGGACAACGUGUUCAAGGGCACCAACCUGCUGCCGUACCUCCAUACCAGCGCCGGGGGCAAGUUUGAGCAGAUGCUGCAGGAGAUGUUUGACAGGGAGGAGGGAGAAGUAGGCUCACCCAGGGAGGAGGGGAGACUGGGGAUUCACAACGGAGGGCGAGACAGGAAGGCGGAUGUUCCAAAACCGCUGAAACGCAACCGAACCGGCUCGGGUGACGGGUACAGGGGUGGAGGUGGGGUGACAUGCCACUGGUGCUCCCAGCUCUUCCCCAGCCCUGCCGUGUUACUGCAGCAUGAGCGCUACCUCUGUAAGGUGAACCGGCAGGCCAUGGAGGUGCCUGAAGGUCCUCGCCGCAAAGACCACCUCUCUCCCCUCUACUUCUCCUCCAGAAACCCUCUCCAGCCACCCCCACCAGACAACAACAAUAAAACCUCAGCGAUGGCUAACGGUUUCUCCAAAGAUAAGUCUCCUCUCCAGAGACCCAGCUGGCACUCUGUCCCUCAGGAGCUGCUGGUCGCCAUGCACUCCCCCCUACAGCCCCGCCCAGACUCACUAUCCAUGAGAUCCUAUUGGUCUAGACAGAAGAGUGGCAGGAGUGGCGGCAGCCCCGGCCAACCAGCACCAACGAGCCCUGCUACAGACAUGUCCUCACUGCUACCAAUAGGACCAUUACCCUCUUCAGAGAUCGACUCUCCCCUCUGCCUGGACCUUUCCUCCACCACUCUCACCCCUCAUUGGAGUCGAACCAUCCCCCAAGGAAGGACCGCCGGGUCCGGUAGCUCCCAGAAUGACCAACCCCUGGAUCUCUCCCUCCCCAAGCCCCAGGAGGGGAAAGUCCUGGAGGACAGCAUGCCCAGUAAUGAACACCCUUGUCUGGGAGAAAAGAGAGAGAAGACCUACAGAGAACCAGCAGAGAACCAGCAGCUCCACCGGAGGCUGAGUCUCUGUCCACCUUGGCAACAGCAUCAAGGCGUCUACAGUGGCGUUCCGAUGUUUGAGGGCUCCGUCUACAGUGCAUACCCUCUGUUUAACCCCAUGAUGCCUGCUGGGCUAGCUCGCUCAGGACAUGAUGUGGUCCCCUCACUGCCCCUCAGUCAACGAUUUCUCUCCCCUAUGGUCUACAUGAUGGAGUCGGACACAGAUGCCGUGCUGAAGAGGAUCCGUCAGGAGAGACAAGCCAUCAUGGGUGAGGUGAUGGAUUGCGGGGGUCUGGACUACCCCUCGCUGAUGGAGGAGGGAGGAGAGGGAGAAGGGGGACCAGGGAGGAAGAGACUGAAGAAGACCGACGACGGCCUGUACGCCUGCGACAUCUGUGACAAGACCUUCCAGAAAAGCAGCUCUCUGCUCCGACACAAGUAUGAGCACACAGGUAAACGUCCCCACGAGUGUCAGAUCUGCAGGAAGGCCUUCAAACAUAAGCACCAUCUGAUGGAGCACAGUCGCCUGCACUCUGGAGAGAAGCCCUAUGAGUGUGAUAAGUGUGGCAAGAGGUUCUCCCACUCUGGCUCAUACUCCCAACACAUGAACCAUCGAUACACCUACUGUAGCAGGGACCAGGAACAGGAAGGGGUCGAGGAGCCUCCUCUUACCCCAGGAGGGUCCACCGAUCUGGGCCAUGUUUCCGGGGGCACCCCCUUCUCCAUGGAGUACACCCCAAUGUUUCUCAGUGAUGCCAGUCUGGACGGGGGGAUAGGAGGGAGUGCACAUGAGGAGGAGGACGAGACAGACAAAACUAAAGGUGGCCAUAUGAAGGAGGCUUGUACUUUAUCAGGGUCAGGGUCUGGUGAAGGGUUAGGGUUGGAGCUGUGCUCUAGCCCUGUGGGGAAUGAGAGAGACAGACCGCAUGUCAACAGAGACAAUGGAGAAGGAGAGAAUUCUGGUCUACAGACUUACAGACUUGAAAACAACGAUCACUGGGAUAGAGAUGCGUUGGAACAAAAUGGAGACCAGAACACAGACACAUACGAGUUGAGCCCAGAAGCUCCACUGUCACAAUGACAACAGCGGACAAGUAUGCCAAAACCAAUGCAUCUAGCUACAAACAUUUUAACAUUUUAGUCAUUUACUAGACACUCUUAUCCAGAGCAACUUACAGUUAGUGUAUUAAUCUUCAGAUCAUAUCGAGUACAUUUUCUCCUAAAUAAAGUAGCUAUCAGCAAAGUCACUGCUAAUGGGGAAAAGAGAAGUGCCUUUUUUUUGGUGGGGGGGGGAGAGGGUUUCAGAGGCUGCUUGAGAGCCUUGUGGAAAUAAACAUGCGCUGUUCAAAAUGAAGCAAAUCCUACACUGUACAAAGCCAUAUGAACACAGCCAAACUAAGGACCACUUGAACAGAUAUAAUCAAUACAGUAGACAGUACGAGGAAUGGUAUGAUAUCCACUCUGAUCAGUAUGUGAGAAGCCACAGUAUUGACCCCUACACAUCUGUCACAACAGCUAUCAGUUCAAAUCAAAUCAAAUGUAUUUAUAUAGCCCUUCGUACAUCAGCUGAUCUAUCAAAGUGCUGUACAGAAACCCAGCCUAAAACCCCAAACAGCAAGCAAUGUAGGUGUAGAAGCACGGUGGCUAGGAAAAACCUAGAAAGGCCAAAACCUAGGAAGAAACCUAGAGAGGAACCAGGCUAUGUGGGCUGGCCAGUCCUCUUAUUUCUGGCUGUGCCGGGUGGAGAUUAUAACAAAUCAAAAUCAAAUUUAUUUAUAUAGCCCUUCGUACAUCAGCUGAUAUCUCAAAGUGCUGUACAGAACAUGGCCAAGAUGUUCAAAUGUUCAUAAAUGACCAGCAUGGUCGAAUAAUAAGGCAGAACAGUUGAAACUGGAGCAGCAGCACGGCCAGGUGGACUGGGGACAGCAAGGAGUCAUCCUAUCAGGUAGUCCUGAGGCAUGGUCCUAGGGCUCAGGUCCUCCGAGAGAGAGAGAGAGAGAAUUAGGGAGAGCACACGUAAAUUCACACAGAACACAGAAUAGGACAGGAGAAGUACUCCAGAUAUAACAAACUGACCCUAGCCCCCCGACACAUAAACUACUGCAGCAUAAAUACUGGAGGCUGAGACAGGAGGGGUCAGGAGACACUGUGGCCCCAUCCGAGGACACCCCCGAACAGGGCCAAACAGGAAGGAUAUAACCCCACCCACUUUGACUGCUUCCUGCUUGUGACUGGGUAAGGUUGAAGGAGUUAGUGUGGUUCGGUAGCAAGCAGUGUUGUUCAAUUUGUUUCCAGUUGCCUUAUCAGUAUAAAUAAUUCUUUAUUUGCCAGUAUAAGUAUUCAUUUUUUAAGGUUUUAUAUUUGUUUACAUCAUAUUCUCCAAAGAACAACAGGUCUCUGUUUGUUAAAACAAAUGUAGAAGCAAUAAAUAGUAACUAUUAUUCAAAUUAUAAUAAAGGAUUAAAGAUAUAUUUUUUUGUGCCAAAGCCACAAAUUUGUUUCCGGAUAUAUCUGUUAUGACUGUGGUCAAGCUGUGCAUUAAUUAUGGGCAUUAGUAUGGAGAUAGAUUAGUGCCAAAAAUGAUACAAUGACCAAAAUGAACGGCAAUACAUAGCCGUACAAAUACAGAUUUACCUUGGGGUUUCCAUGGUGACUAACGAAUGUCUAAUACAGUAUCUAAUUCGUGGAAGGCCGUGUGUGUGUGUGUGUGUGAAUUUUCACUUUUCACCUUUGUACUCGAUUGAUAUAUUAAGGUUAGGUGACUGAUUAGUUAAGAAGCCUCACCUGGUUGUUUAGGUCUGAAAAUAAUGGUAAUAAUAAUAAUUGUAAACAAACGGUCCUCUAAAAAUGUAGUUUGUUAUCCCUGAUCUAAAAGAUCAGCAAGACAUCAAGAUGUGGUCUGUGCCACUAGCCACUAGCCACUAGCCACUAGUCACUAGCCAUCCUAAACCUUACAGUAUUUCUACACACAAGGGGAAAACGAGAGUAUGAAGAGUUAACAAAUAAACGUUUUUUUAUUUUUUUAAGGACAACAUGAAACUUACCCUGCCUCACGAUGUUUUACAUAUUUCAUAUACCAGACAUGUGGAGUUGGUUUGUCUCUAUUAGAAAACGCACAGAUAUUGUCUCCAUGUAAUAUACUGUGAGUACUGUGCUUGUACAGCAGUAAACUGUCUUCAGAAAGCAUUCACACUUUUUACAACCUGAAUUAAAAAUGUAUAAGAUGUUUUUUUUUGGGGGGGGGGGGGGGGGGGGUCACUGGCUUACACACUAUCCCAUAAUGUCAAAGUGGAAAUAUGUUUUUCAAAAUUUUCACAAAUGAAUUUAAAAAAUGAAAAGUUGAAAUGUGUUGAGUCAAUAAGUAUUUAAGCCCUUUGCUAUGGCAAGCCCAGUUCAGGAAUAAAGUAUGUGUUUAACAAGUCACAUGAUACGUUUCAUGGACUCACUCUGUGUGAGGCACUAAAGUAAUACUGCAAAAGAAAUACACUGGAUUUGCUUAUCAGGCAGAACAGGCAGUUAACCCACUGUUCCUAGGCCGUAAUUGAAAAUAAGAAUUUGUUCUUAACUGACUUGCCUAGUUAAAUAAAGGUAAAAUAAAAAAUACAAAAUAAAUAUCAAUAAGACAGUGAAUGUUCCUGAGUGGUCGAGAUACAGUUUCGACUUAAAUCCGCUUGUCAAUCUAAGGCAAGACCUAAAAAUGGUUGUCUAGCAAUGAUCAACAACCAUUUUGACAGAGUUUAAAGAAUUGUGAAAAUAAUGUGUGGAAAGCUCUUAGACUUAAUCUGUCAUCUCUGUCAAAGGUGCUUGUACUAAGUAUUAGUAUUGACCCAAGGGUCUGAAUACUUAUAUAAAUGUGAUAUUUCUGUUCCAUUUUCAAUAGAUUUGCAAAGAAAAUUCUAAAAACAUGUUUUUCACUUUGUCUUUAUGGGGUAUUGUCUGUCGAAGGAUGAGACAAAACAUAUAUUUCAUCGAUUUUGAAACGAGGCUGUAAAACAACAAAAUGUGGAAUAAAUCAAGGGGUAUGAAUGCUUUCUGAAGGUACUGUAUAUGACACCCUAAUUAAAGCAAUGUGUCACACAUUUCAAUGCCGUUGUAGCCAAUAGUAUUAGAAUAACUGAAACGGGACGUUCCCGUUCACGUUUCUCCACGGGCUAUCAGUAACUUUAUAUGGGUGUAUCACAAGCAAGACGCAGGACCGAUUCUAGAACAUGUAUCAUCUUCAUACCUCCUAUAUCUGUCGAUGUGAAAACUACCUCAGAUAUGUUCAUCCACCGUGAGUCAUCUGUGAAUCUGCCACAGCUCUGGUGUUGUACGCGACACCGUUACAGAGAGCUGAGGUGUGACCAAACCAAAACCCUCAGUGUCUGGAGCCGUACUAGUGCCAACGGGCAAUUUCAUUUAAAUUCAAAUAUUUUUGAAUUUGUAUUCCGAAAGUGAAUUUUAAUUAAACGUAUUGUAGAACUCUAUGCCUGACUGUUUAGGGUUCGAUGUAAUCCAUAUCGCGAAUAAAGCACGAUUGAAAUGUAAAGGCAAUGUUCCUGCUUUCGUGUAGACUAUACAUUCACGGUUGACGCUGCAUAUGCCGGUUCAAUCGGAAAUUGCCUUUACAUUUCAGGCGCGCUACAGCGAUACGGAAUGCAUCGAGUCCUUGGCCUUCUUCUAUCACUAUGAACUGAAAACUCAUCGUGUCAAUAUAUAGUAACAGAAUGUGUAGGUAAUCAUGCACAACUCAACCAAGGUCAGAAUUAUUAUCUGAUUCUGUAGACUUUAACAAAGCCCACCGCUACCUGAUUCCACCAGCUUUUAAUACUUCUUUUAGGGGGACAAAGACAUUGUAUUUUCUUGGACAAAGUAAGCAAAUAUAAUUUUUGAACUCUUGAGUUGAUAUCGGCACAACUUGUAUCAUGCUGUAUAUUGUUUAGCAACUCAGUUAUGCAUUUUGUAUUGAAUUACAUUCCGUUUUUUAAUAAAAAAAACUACUUGUGGAUAUAUUUGUAAUAAAAAUGCGCGUAUUGCUUUGUC
Molecule: messenger RNA, 7627 nt
Organism: Oncorhynchus kisutch (coho salmon)
Lineage: Eukaryota; Metazoa; Chordata; Actinopteri; Salmoniformes; Salmonidae
Product: zinc finger E-box-binding homeobox 2
Exons: 9
Coding region: 474-3686 (1070 amino acids)
Biological process (GO): regulation of transcription by RNA polymerase II; anatomical structure development
Molecular function (GO): DNA-binding transcription factor activity, RNA polymerase II-specific; RNA polymerase II cis-regulatory region sequence-specific DNA binding
Source: RefSeq, a predicted model, not a curated record